Messenger RNA from Thamnophis sirtalis, 951 nucleotides. Its product is annotated as olfactory receptor 10AG1-like. Gene Ontology annotation, cellular component: membrane. NCBI's taxonomy places the organism in Eukaryota, Metazoa, Chordata, Lepidosauria, Squamata, Natricidae. The record is from RefSeq and is a predicted model, not a curated record. Gene Ontology annotation, biological process: G protein-coupled receptor signaling pathway. Gene Ontology annotation, molecular function: olfactory receptor activity; G protein-coupled receptor activity.
AUGGCAGAAAGAAAAGAAGAGAAUCAAACAGAAAUCACAGAAUUCCAUUUGAUGGGAUUUGUAGGACUUGGAGAUCUGCAGAUUCCACUCUUCUGCCUUUUCUUAGUUAUCUAUAUUGCUACUAUGGUGGGGAAUAUCCUCAUUAUUUUGCUGGUUGUUACUAAUCCCCACCUUCACACACCCAUGUAUUUCUUUCUGAGUAAUCUCUCUUGCCUGGAGGUCUGCUACAGUUGUAACAUCCUUCCAAUUAUGCUGGCUAAUGUCUUGUAUGGUGGGCAGACUACAGUCUCUGUAACUGGCUGCAUAAUGCAACAUUGCCUUUUUUGUCUUUUGGUAAUUUUUGAAUGUUGCCUCUUACUGGCAAUGUCCUAUGAUAGGUAUGUAGCAAUCUGCAAACCGCUCCAUUACACAACACUAAUGAAUGAUAAAGUUUGCAUCCAACUCAUAAUUGGAUCAUGGAUCCAUAGUUUAUUUGUCAUGAGCAUAGUUUUAUAUCUCAUGUGUCAGUUAAAGUUUUGUGGCCCAAAUGAAAUCCAUCAUUUCUUUUGUGAAUUAAAUCCAAUAUCAAAGUUAGCAUGCAGUGAUAUUCACUUGAUUGAACUUGUCACUAUUUCAUUAUCUGCUCUGAGCAUCUUGUUUCCUUUCUUCUUGAUUUUGGUGUCUUAUAUUUUCAUUAUUUCCACCAUCAUGAGAAUGUCAUCUGUCAGUGGCAGGAAAAAGGCUUUCUCAACUUGUUCGUCACAUCUUAUAGUGGUGUCCAUUUACUUUAGCACCUUAAUCAUAGUCUACAUGUUGCCAAAAACAGAUGGGCUGCGAGAAAUCAACAAAGUGUUGUGUUUGUUUUAUACAAUUGUGACCCCUUUGUUCAACCCCCUGAUAUACAGCUUACGAAACAGGGAAGUAACAGAGGCACUUAAAAAACUAAUUGCUACCCUGUUUCUCCAAAAAUAA